ACGCUGCACUUCAUUGGAUAAUGCAAAGUAUAACAUUCUAACCUCCUCUCCGGAAGUUUGCGGAGAUCUUAAAUCGAUUUCUUCCUGAACUUUAACUUGUCCGGCUUUAACAGGAAUCAACAUGUCCGAACAGCAGCUGGAUUGUGCAUUAGAUUUGAUGAGGAGACUUCCACCUCAACAGAUAGAAAAGAAUCUGACAGAUUUGAUUGAUCUAGUUCCAAAUCUUUGUGAAGAUUUACUUUCAUCAGUUGAUCAACCUCUGAAGAUUGCUAGAGACAAACAGCUAGGAAAAGAUUAUUUAUUAUGUGACUAUAACAGAGAUGGAGAUUCAUACAGGUCCCCCUGGAGUAAUUCCUAUGAUCCACCUUUGGAUGAUGGUACCCUGCCUUCAGACAGGUUACGGAAACUGGAGAUUGAUGCCAACACUGCCUUUGAUCAGUAUAGGGAAAUGUACUUUGAAGGAGGGGUUUCAUCAGUAUACCUCUGGGAUCUAGAUCAUGGCUUUGCAGGAGUUAUAUUAAUCAAAAAAGCAGGAGAUGGAUCCAAGAAAAUUAAGGGCUGUUGGGAUUCAAUUCAUGUUGUUGAAGUUCAGGAGAAAUCAAGUGGGAGAAGUGCCCAUUAUAAACUAACAUCCACUGUGAUGUUAUGGCUGCAGACCACGAAGGAUGCCUCGGGAGUUAUGAACCUCGGAGGAAGCCUGACGCGUCAGGUGGAACACGAUGCCACCGUCAGUGAUGCUGCUCCUCAUAUUGUCAAUAUUGGAAGAAUGAUAGAGGACAUGGAAAACAAAAUUAGAAACACAUUAAAUGAGAUUUACUUUGGAAAAACACGCGACAUAGUGUAUGGCCUACGCUCAUUUGUUCCCCUAGGAGAUAUGAAAAAACAAGAGGCACUCCAAACUGACCUGGCAGCAGCUUUAUCAAAGAGGAACGCAGCAAAAUAAUAGAAGUCAUCAAUAGAGAAAAACUUUCAUCAUCUUUUAACAGUGAAAAAUCAUGAUAUUCAUUUAGGCACCUUUUUCAUGGGGUGCAUAUGUACAAAUCUCCCAAAAGAGGAUGCAAGUUUAUGUAUAAAUGUGAUAUUUAAGUUCUUGAGACUUGAACCUGUUGGCAGGAUCAGCAGACAUGGAGAAUGGUGCCAGCAGCUUUUUCUUUCAGUGCUAUACAUGAUGACUUAAUAAAAUGAAAUGUGUAUCUGGGAAAGUAUAAUGAAUAGUGUUGACAUGUUUAUCAGAUAUUUGGUGCAUGUAUCAGUAAUUUCAGCAAAGUCAUUCCUAACACAAUUUGUUAAGAUUGAGAUUCUGUUUGAGACAAAAAAGAAUUCCCCUGUAUAGUUCUUGAUGUUAUUUACCAAUAAAUGCAUUUUUAUAUUA
Messenger RNA from Saccostrea echinata, 1372 nucleotides. RefSeq names its product F-actin-capping protein subunit beta-like. The transcript has 7 exons. Gene Ontology annotation, biological process: actin cytoskeleton organization; negative regulation of filopodium assembly; regulation of lamellipodium assembly. Lineage: Eukaryota; Metazoa; Mollusca; Bivalvia; Ostreida; Ostreidae. The record is from RefSeq and is a predicted model, not a curated record. Gene Ontology annotation, cellular component: F-actin capping protein complex; cytoplasm. Gene Ontology annotation, molecular function: actin filament binding. Bases 122 to 943 code for a protein of 273 amino acids.